Messenger RNA from Physeter macrocephalus (sperm whale), 5796 nucleotides. RefSeq names its product cell division cycle 27 (gene CDC27). Bases 280 to 2838 code for a protein of 852 amino acids. Gene Ontology annotation, cellular component: cytoplasm; anaphase-promoting complex. Gene Ontology annotation, biological process: protein ubiquitination; anaphase-promoting complex-dependent catabolic process; metaphase/anaphase transition of mitotic cell cycle. The record is from RefSeq and is a predicted model, not a curated record. The transcript has 19 exons. NCBI's taxonomy places the organism in Eukaryota, Metazoa, Chordata, Mammalia, Artiodactyla, Physeteridae. Gene Ontology annotation, molecular function: protein binding.
GCUCUCAGCCUCGGUCGAGAAGCAGCGUAUGGCCACUCCGCGGCCUGGUGCGGCCUAGGCCCAGCUGCUUCUCCCGCCUCCCCUCACGCCGGCUCCUGCCUGUCUUCUCGUCAGUUCCGAGGCCUCGCCCGCAACCUCAGCCGUGUUACCUCUGGCCCUACGUUACUUCUUGCCCUUGGUGUGAGCGGAGUUCGGCAAUAAUACCUCCUUUCCCCCCGGGCCAGCGUCCGGCGAGCCCCUCCUGUCAGCCCAGCGGCCGGGCCCGGGCCGGCGUGAGGGAUGAGGGGCCGACAACUCGCCCCAGGUGCUCUCUUGCCUAAGGAUGUUUGGGAGGCACGUUUGAUCAGCGCUUGUACGAUCUUCAUAACGGCUGCUAUAUGGCAAGCACUAAACCACUAUGCUUACAGAGAUGCAGUUUUCCUCGCAGAGCGACUAUAUGCAGAAGUACACUCAGAAGAAGCCUUGUUUUUACUGGCAACCUGUUAUUACCGCUCAGGAAAGGCAUAUAAAGCAUAUAGACUCUUGAAAGGACACAGUUGUACUACACCGCAAUGUAAAUACCUGCUUGCAAAAUGUUGUGUUGAUCUCAGCAAGCUUGCAGAAGGGGAACAGAUCUUAUCUGGUGGAGUGUUUAAUAAGCCGAAAAGCCAUGAUGAUAUUGUUACUGAGUUUGGUGAUUCAGCUUGCUUUACUCUUUCAUUGUUGGGACAUGUAUAUUGCAAGACAGAUCGGCUUGCCAAAGGAUCAGAAUGUUACCAAAAGAGCCUUAGUUUAAAUCCUUUCCUCUGGUCCCCCUUUGAAUCAUUAUGUGAAAUAGGUGAAAAGCCAGAUCCUGACCAAACAUUUAAAUUAACAUCUUUACAGAACUUUAGCAGCUGUCUGCCCAACUCUUGCACAACACUAGUAUCUAAUCAUAGUUUAUCUCACAGACAGCCUGAGACAGUUCUUACAGAAACACCCCAGGACACAAUUGAAUUAAACAGACUGAAUUUAGAAUCUUCCAAUUCAAAGUACUCAUUGAAUACAGAUUCUUCAGUGUCUUAUAUUGAUUCAGCUGUAAUUUCACCAGAUACUGUCCCUCUUGGAACAGGAACUUCCAUAUUAUCUAAACAAGUUCAAAAUAAACCAAAAACUGGUCGAAGUUUAUUAGGAGGACCAGCUGCUCUUAGCCCAUUAACCCCAAGUUUUGGGAUUUUGCCAUUAGAAACCCCAAGUCCUGGAGAUGGAUCCUAUUUACAAAACUACACUAACACAUCUUCUGUAAUUGACGUGCCAUCCACCGGAGCCCCUUCAAAAAAGACUUUUUGUGUUUUACAGUCUGUUGCCAGAAUCGGCCAAACUGGAACAAAGUCUGUCUUCUCACAGAGUGGAAACAGUCGAGAGGUAACUCCAAUUCUUGUUGCACAAACACAAAGUUCUGGCCCACAAACAAGUACAACACCUCAGGUAUUGAGCCCCACUAUCACAUCUCCCCCAAAUGCACUGCCUCGAAGAAGUUCACGACUUUUUACUAGUGACAGCUCUACAACCAAGGAGAAUAGCAAGAAAUUAAAAAUGAAGUUUCCACCUAAAAUCCCAAACAGAAAAACAAAAAGUAAAACUAAUAAAGGAGGAAUAACUCAACCUAACAUAAAUGAUAGCCUAGAAAUAACAAAAUUAGACUCUGCAAUCAUUUCAGAAGGGAAAAUCUCCACAAUCACACCUCAGAUCCAGGCAUUUAAUCUACAGAAAGCAGCAGCAGAAGGUUUGAUGAGCCUUCUUCGUGAAAUGGGGAAAGGUUAUUUAGCUUUGUGCUCAUACAACUGCAAAGAAGCUAUAAAUAUCUUGAGCCACCUACCUUCUCACCACUACAAUACUGGUUGGGUCCUGUGCCAGAUUGGAAGGGCCUAUUUUGAACUUUCAGAGUACAUGCAAGCUGAAAGAAUAUUCUCAGAGGUUAGAAGAAUUGAGAAUUACAGAGUCGAAGGCAUGGAGAUCUACUCUACGACACUUUGGCAUCUUCAAAAGGAUGUUGCUCUUUCAGUUCUUUCAAAAGACUUAACAGAUAUGGAUAAAAAUUCACCAGAGGCCUGGUGUGCUGCAGGGAACUGUUUCAGUUUGCAACGGGAACAUGAUAUUGCGAUUAAAUUCUUCCAGAGAGCUAUCCAGGUUGAUCCAAAUUAUGCUUAUGCCUAUACUCUAUUAGGGCAUGAGUUUGUGUUAACUGAAGAAUUAGACAAAGCAUUAGCUUGUUUUCGAAAUGCUAUCAGAGUCAAUCCUAGACAUUAUAAUGCAUGGUAUGGUUUAGGAAUGAUUUAUUACAAGCAAGAAAAAUUCAGCCUUGCAGAAAUGCAUUUCCAGAAAGCACUUGACAUCAACCCUCAAAGUUCGGUUUUGCUUUGCCACAUUGGAGUAGUUCAGCACGCACUGAAAAAAUCUGAGAAGGCUUUGGAUACCCUAAACAAAGCCAUUGUUAUUGAUCCUAAGAACCCUCUAUGCAAAUUUCACAGAGCCUCAGUUUUAUUUGCAAAUGAAAAAUAUAAGUCUGCUUUACAAGAACUUGAAGAAUUGAAACAAAUUGUUCCCAAAGAAUCCCUCGUUUACUUCUUAAUAGGAAAGGUUUACAAGAAGUUAGGUCAAACGCACCUCGCCCUGAUGAAUUUCUCUUGGGCUAUGGAUUUAGAUCCUAAAGGAGCCAAUAACCAGAUUAAAGAGGCAAUUGAUAAGCGCUACCUUCCAGAUGAUGAGGAGCCAAUAACCCAAGAGGAACAGAUCAUGGGAACAGAUGAAUCCCAGGAGAGCAGCAUGACAGAUGCGGAUGACACACAACUUCAUGCAGCUGAAAGUGAUGAAUUUUAACUUCUGGAAAUCAAGACUUUUGCAACUGGAUGUGUGACUAGUGCUGACGUGUUUCUUGUCCUUCCAUAUACUGAGUCUUCACUCUUGAGCCAGCAGUGUCAUCAUCCAUCACUUAUACCCUGAGUGUGCCCCUUUCAUUGGACCCUGACUGUACACAGAAUGAAAGGCAGUGCAAUAUUUAGCUGCUAACAAGACUGGCUCUUUCACCAGUAUGAAUGACAAUUUAGGGGGUAGGGUGGGAAACUUUCUUUUCUUUUUUUUCUUUAAUCUCCCUUUGUUGGAAAACUAUCAUGGAAGGAAGAGUUUUGUUUUAUCUUGAAGGAACCAUUAGAUAUGGAAAAUGGUGAUGAACCAGAAUCUCUUGGUCGUUUUUCCAAAAAUUUGUUUUUACUUGGUUCUGUUCCUGAUAAACAGAGUGACUGACCUUCAUUUCUAGGUUCUUCAAGAAUGGUGUUAGCAAGUGCCAGAUGGAACAAUAAAAGACAUUGCCUAUAACAGAGUAACUUGAUUGCCAAGGAAUGUAAAUUACCUUAAGCUUGCAGUGUCUCCCAUAAACAAAUAUAAUGGGCAUAUUGGAAUUCAUAUGUAGGAAUCAAUAUCCCUCCAUACAAUGUACACUUACUUUUGGCAAGAAUACUUUAUGUCUAACCAAGAAUUUUAAUUUAUUCAUCUUGCUUCAAAGUGUUGAUCAUUGUUGUCUAGGUGUUACAAACUUUAAAAUUGGUCCUUACCAUAUUGCCUCUUCUCUUUGCGCUCUGUGGGAUCACCUUUAACAUUCAGAAAUGAUAGAAAGGUUGCCCACUGAAAAGCCAAAAAAAGGCUCUUAAUAACCAUUUAAGUUCACCAGAAGAAUCAAAAUGAGAACACUAAAUGGAAAGACUUUAAGAGAUCAUGAUAGUGAAAGCCUUAAUACAAUCAGAAUCCUACCAUAACCUUGAAUCUAUAUUUGUUAAAGACAGUAUCCCUCUGACUUUUCUAAGUGUUUAAGCAGGGUGCAAGAAUGUGUGGUUACCUUCAGUUGAGGUCAUUUCCAUUCUUUUCAACUCUCUGCUUCAAAUUAUUUUCAAUAGUGUGAGUCACCAAAACAUUUACUGAGAGUGAUUGGGUUUAGGAUAUUAGAAAUUCUUAGCUGAAAAAAAACCCCCGCUCUUACGAAGGAGAGGAGUUCUCUUUUGAGUUUGUCAUAAUAUAGGUUGAUGUCUUUGGGGAAUGACCAUAAUUUUAAAGACCUAAUUAUGCAUAAUGAAAUGGGAAUUAUUGGAAUUUCACAGUAACCAAUUUAAAGUCUUAAAUUGUGUAUCUCCUUUAUUGUAAUGUAUUGAAAUUUUUAGAGAAACUUUAGUUAACAUUUUAUUAAGUGCCAACGUCAGAAUAUAACAAAUUUAUAGUUUCUUAUGAAUGACAGGCCUACAGUUAUUGUUUUGGAUUAUUUGAUGAAGGACAAACUUAUCUACUGGUUACCUGUAUUUGUUAGUCAAGCUGUGAAAAUAAGGUGGAUUACAGAAGAUAAGAAAAAGAUUUUAGCCUGUAGACUCAGUAAUUUUCUAUCAUUUACUAUUAAUCUGCUGAUUUGAAUGUGGCUUAGAUACCGUUACAAUCUAAUUCAAGUCAAAGUCUUAGAUUAGGUAUUGGGUGCCAGAGAGGUGUUUAACAAAAUUUUCUACCUAAAUCUAUAUAUGUGCUGCCUAAAAAAAAAUAAUUUAUAAGAAAAAGGAAAGGUUGUGAGUAAACAAAUAUCAUUAAAAAUUCCCAAAGGCUAGCACUUGGAUUCUAACAAAUAUUCCAUUUUUAUCCAUUAGUUCUGUAAUAUUUAAUUUUAUAUUCUUUUAUUUUUUUAAUUGGCAAAUCAUAAGCCAGCUGUAUAACAGUAUCAAAUAUAGAGUUUCAUAGAAAGCUUUGAACUGAGCUCUUUGUUACAAAGCUUGGAGAAAGCUAUGCUCAGAAAACAAUUUGCUGAUGUAUAAUUAGUUAUUUUUUGUAGUAGGAAUUUAUGUCCUGUGCCAGAAGUAAGUUUCUGGUACUAAUUUUGAGACCAAGGAUAAAAGGAUAGUUGUGGAAGGCACAGCAUGGCAAUGGUUGGCUGAGGGAUAAUCAGCCUAAGCUUGACCUGAUUGCAUUUUCCUCACACCUCUACUUUCAAAGUCAUUUAGGUAUUUGAAGCCUUAUUUCCCACCUAUUUACUGUUUCUGGCUUUCUCUUUUCUUUUUUUCUUUCUUUUUUGUUUGGAAUGGAGAUAAACAACCAGAAGAAGAUAUGCAUUUUGAUCAGGCAAAAUGUUUGCUUCAAAUUUCAGAAGUUAUUUUGAAGGAAAUCAGAAAUACUAAGUACUUUGAUGUCCUGGUUUCUCUUUAAGCUUUUCACACGUGUGUAUACACACACACACACACACACACACACACUCUCUCUCUUGUUCAGAAGUUAUGUUGUGGCAUUGGAUAUUUUCCCCCUUGGAAAUGGUUCUUAACUCUGGGAUUUUAGAAGUUUGGAAAUAUUUUUUCAAGAGAACAAUGGUACUCAAAAUAAUGAAAGGUGGUCCUACUUUUUCUGUAUUUCAUUACUUUAAAAUUUUUAUUUUUUCCAAGAACUGCAAGUGACAUUUGAACCAUGCUGCUGUUGUACCUUAAACAAAAACUCAGUGAUAACCAGUAUUUAGUCUAUUAAAAAUGCUCUUUUUGAAGAAAAAAGUUUGCAAGUCUCUGUUUAGCCAGAGUAUAGUAUGGGUCUUCACAAAAAAUAUGGUGACCUGUUUUCUUUGUGAAAACCUAGGAAAAUGCAAGUGUGGGUGUGAUGUGUGUGUUCUAUUUGCAUUGAAACAAUGUAAUUUUGUGUCUUCUUUUUGCUUUUCCUGACUUAUUUCGGAAAUUGUACAGUCUUGGGGGGGGAAAGUCUUUUCUGUUAAUAUAUUUGCAAUUCAUUAAAGGAUAUGGAAAAUCCAAAUAAAUUACUUUUGAAAGCAAA